This is a messenger RNA of Dovyalis caffra, 3186 nucleotides long. The record is from the annotation of a GenBank genome assembly. NCBI's taxonomy places the organism in Eukaryota, Viridiplantae, Streptophyta, Magnoliopsida, Malpighiales, Salicaceae.
AUGGCUUCUCUUCAGGAGGAAGUCAAGGGCCUGUACGAGAAGGUUGCUGAGAAUCAGAAAGUUGAAGAGGCACUUAAGAGCACCACAGCAGAACUUUCAGCAGCUAACGAAGAGUUGGCCGCUUCAAAAUCACAGCUGUUGGACGUAGAGCAGAGACUUUCUUCAAAGGAUUCUCUCAUCAGCAAACUGACCCAGGAAUUGGACCUAAAGAAAGCUUCAGAAUCUCAGGGGAAGGAAGAUUUCUCAGCUCUUGAGAAUUUGCUCACUGCAACUAAAGAUGAUCUUCGAGCAAAGGUUUCCGAGUUGGAAGGCAUCAAGUUGAAGUUCCAGGAGGAAAUCAACACAAGGGAAUCAGUUGAGGCUGGGUUGAAAACCCAUGAAGCACAGGUCUUGACUGUACGGGAAGAAUUGGCUAAAGUAAUUAAAGAAAAAGAAGCUCUAGAGGCAGCCAUGGUGGAUCUCACUAGUAAUGCAGCAUUGAUGAAAGAAUUGUGCAGUGAACUUGAGGAAAAGUUGAAAAUUUCAGACGAGAAUUUCAGUAAAGCAGAUUCUCUUUUGUCCCAAGCUUUGUCGAACAAUGGAGAGCUAGAACAGAAGUUGAAGUCUCUGGAAGAUGUCCACAAUGAAUCCGGAGCUGCUGCAGCUACUGUUUCUCAAAAGAACCUGGAGCUUGAGGAUUUAAUCAAAGCUUCAAAUCAAGCAGCAGAAGAAGCAAAAUCACAACUGAGAGAGCUUGAGACACGGUUUAUUGCAGCAGAGCAGAAGAAUGUGGAGCUUGAGCAACAGUUGAAUUUGGUCGAACUAAAAAGCAGCGAUUCUGAGAGAGAGGUGAGAGAAUUCUUAGGGAAAAUAUCUGAACUCAGUACUGCUUUGAAAGAGGUCGAGGAAGAAAAGAAGCAAUUAAGUGGCCAGAUGGAGGAAUACCAGAAAAAGAUAAGCCAACUUGAAUCUUCCCUGAAUCAAUCAUCAUCUCGGAAUUCAAAGCUUGAGGAGGAGUUGAAAUUUGCAAAAGAAAAAUGUGCUGAGCACGAGGACCGAGCAAAUAUGCACCAUCAGCGCAGCCUUGAACUUGAAGAUUUGUUCCAGACAUCUCAUUCCAAAGCGAGUGAGUUGGAGCUGUUGCUUGAAGCAGAAAAGUACAGAAUCAAGGAACUUGAAGAGCAGAACAGUGCAUUAGAAAAGAAAUGUGUGGAUGCAGAAGCAGAUUCCAAUAAACACUCUGAUAAGAUAUCUGAACUAGCCUCUGAAAUUGAGGCACACCAAGCAAAGGCAUCAAGCCUUGAAGUUGCAUUGCAAAUGGCCAGGGAGAAGGAGAAAGAGCUAACAGAACUACUGAAUUUGGUCACUGAUGAAAAGAAAAAGUUGGAAGAGUCAUCAAGCAGCUCCAAUGAGAAGCUGACAGAAGCUCAGAAUCUCGUGGGAGUGUUGCGUAAUGAAUUAACCAUUAUGCAGGAGAAGUUGGAAAGCACUGAAAACGAACUAAAGGCUGCUGGAUUGAAAGAAAGUGAUAUAGUGGUGAAGCUCAAAUCUGCAGAGGAGCAACUUGAGCAGCAAGAAAAGUUAUUAGAUGAAGCCACUACACGGAAGUCAGAGCUAGAGUCAUUGCAUGAAACCCUAACAAGGGAUUCAGAAAUUAAACUUCAAGAAGCAUUAGCAAACUUCGCCAACAAGGAUUCUGAGUCAAAAUCCCUGUUUGAGAAAUUGAAUACCCUUGAAGAUCAAGUAAAGACAUAUGAAGAGCAAAUAACUGAAGCAACUGGAAGGUCUGCACGUUUGAAGGAAGAAUUGGACGUGUAUUUGUUAAAAAUGGCAGCUUUGGAAACCUCCAAUGAAGAACUCAGAAGUCAGAUUGUGGAAGCAGAAACUAAGGUUUCCAACUCCUCCUCAGAAAAUGAACUCUUAGUUGAGACAAACAAUCAGCUAAAAAGCAAGAUCAAUGAACUUCAGGAAUUGCUAAAUUCUGCUAUUUCUGAGAAGGAAACAACAUCUCAACGACUUGCUUCUCACUCAAGCACCAUCACAGAAAUAACAGACAAGCACUCAAGAGCCAUAGAACUCCAUUCUGCAACUGAGUCACGAUUGGUGCAAGCUGAAACACGAUUAAAAGAGGCCAUUCAGAGCCUCUCUUUGAGGGAUGCAGAAACAAAGGAUUUGAAUGAAAAACUAAGUGCACUUGAAGGGCAAGUAAAAUUGUAUGAAGAACAGACUCAUGAAGCAUCUGCAAGCGCUGAAUCUCGAAAAGUAGAGCUGGAAGAGACUCUCCUCAAAAGUAAACAUCUGGAAGCCAUUGUAGAGGAACUGCAAACCAAGUCAGGUCACUAUGAAAAAGAGAGUGGAGGGCUAGCUGAGGCGAAUUUGAAGCUCACUCAGGAGCUGGCCUCAUAUGAGUCCAAAAUCAGUGAAUUAGAGCCAAAACUGUCUGCAAUCCUUUCCGAGAAGGAUGAAACUGUUGAGCAGCUUCACAUUUCGAAGAAGGCUGUAGAGGAUUUGAGACAGCAGCUCACUGUUGAAGGGCAGAAACUACAGUCUCAGAUAUCUUCAGUUAUGGAAGAGAAUAACCUGCUCAAUGAAACAUAUCAAAAUGGAAAGAAGGAACUUCAGUCAGUGAUCAUCCAGCUUGAAGAAGAAUUGAAAGGACUGAAGGUGAAUGAAGAUACCUUGAAAUCUGAGAUUGGAAGUCUCAAGGCUGAGGUUGCUGAGAAGUCAGCAUUGCAAACUUCUCUCGAGGAACUUGAAAAACAAUUAACCAUUGCCGAAGCUGAACUAAAGGAACAGAAAAAAGCACAUUCUCAAAAUGAGAUUGAAAAAGAAGCAGCUCUGAAGAAAUCCCUUGAAGACCUUGAGGCCAAGAACAAAGAAGUUGCACAUCUAGAGAACCAAGUCAAGGAACUUCAACAGAAACUGCAAGUGACUGAUGCUAAAAUAUUAGAAAAGGGCGAUGCAAGCAAUCCAGCUGAACAGGAAGGAGUAGAGAUCAAAUCCAGAGACAUUGGUGCCGCCAUUUCAGCACCCACAAAAAGAAAGAGCAAGAAAAAGUUAGAAGCUGCAUCUGCACAACCCUCAUCCUCUUCUGAUCAGACCCAUACUCGAAUCGCAGAUGUUUCAACUUCCAUGUCCUUUCAAUUCAUCUUGGGAGUUGCAUUGGUAUCUAUCAUCAUUGGUGUAAUUCUUGGGAAGCGUUAUUAG